Messenger RNA from Anneissia japonica, 6242 nucleotides. Its product is annotated as mis18-binding protein 1-like. Lineage: Eukaryota; Metazoa; Echinodermata; Crinoidea; Comatulida; Comatulidae. The coding region runs from base 112 to 3633 and encodes 1173 amino acids. The record is from RefSeq and is a predicted model, not a curated record. The transcript is spliced from 14 exons.
AAAAGCAUAAACCAAUUGUGUUUCUUCUUGUAACCUUGUUUUCACAGAGUAAAAUAAUCAGUACUACUACUAUAAUGACCAAGAAUAGUAGAAACAUACUAAACCUUUAAAAUGGAUGCAUUUGAAGAACUUUUCCAGAAAAGUACAAAUCCAAAGAAACUCACUGAAAAGUCAAGGUUGUUUCUGAACAAAUCAACGAAUUUGUAUGCUAGUAAAAGACCAGUCGUGGAUCAGGUAAAAUCUGAGCCAAAGUACAGCAGUUCAUUUUUGGAAUUUCAAAAACCAAAAUUUGCAUUGAACAAGCUUAAAACAUCAUAUUUCAACAGAUACAGAAAUAAUCAGGUUUUAUCUCCAAAGGCUAAGUUUAUUCAAUCAGUGAAGGAAAGUCAGGAGGAUUAUGAAGAAUUCAGAGCUCCAACCAACGUAAUUCAGGUCACUCAGAAUUCCAGCGAUGAACGAGUAUAUAGUCUAAUAAAUAUAUCAGAAAAUGGAAUUGAUAACCAGCCAGUGAUAAACCAUGAAACAUACAUGGGCUUUCCUGCAACACCGUCACAUAGGAAAUAUUCUAGAGAUACAAAGUCAUCUUCAAAUCAAUCAGUAAAUAUGAUACCAGAAGAAAACAAACAGAAGAGAAGUGUCGUCCAAACAUCAUAUGAUUCACAAAAACAUUAUGCAAAUGAUAACAUAGUGACAUUGUGUACAUCAGAUCGAGAUGGUAUGAAGGGUAGUCUGAUAUCAGAACCAUUAGGACGUGAAGAUGACUACAAUGAAGCAAUUGCCUCAUCAUCUGCAGACUUAUUAUUAAGGGAUAGUGUUGCGAAGAAUUUAACUUCUGAUCUCGUGAUUGCUAAUAUGCAUGACCGAGCAGAGCUCAGUCCAACUAGUGGUGAAUUGAAUAAGAGGUACCGAUUGAGGAAACCAGGUGUUAAUGUACAUAAAUUACCCAUUAAAAAAAAGGCAGAUACAGUCAAACUCACAGAAAGGAAUUUAAAUCUUAAAAAUCAGGGAAAAAAUGGAUUUGAAACAUGGAAUAGUGUUUUAGAAACUGUUAAUAGUCUUCCUAAAAACCUAUUUGAGUUGAAUGAAAGUGCUACGGGUGAUGACAGUAAAAAAGUAGGAGGGGUUGACAUUAACAUUGAGCAAUCAGAACAUAAAACGGAGUUAAAUCGAGCUAAAAGAAAAGUAAAAAGAAAAGGACAGAAUGUCAGUGAGUGUGAAACUAAAAUUUCAUCAGAAAAGCCCUGUAAAGCUAUGAUAGUGUUAAGAAAUUGGUGCCUGAAGGCUGUUAAGGACAAUAAAGGAGUUUUCGUGGAGGGCCAGCGACUUGAAGAGGAUGAUGAUGAAGUAUACUGGCAUAGUUCUGGUAUUGUUAAACGAAUUACUGCAACACAACUGGAGACUGGCUCAGGAUCUGAAUACAAACUCAUUGGCACCAUAGAUCAGUUUAUGUCUUUAGAGAAUGGUUUUUCAAAAACGAAAAUCAAGAAAUUCAAAAAUGGUUUCCCAAAAAACUGGAAGGAGUUACUGCAGGAAGAAUAUGAGAGCCAAUGUGAUUUUACAGUCAAAACUAAAGUAAACAAAAAAUCUAAAAUGUCUGGAGAUGCAAAGGCAUCUGGAGACAAAAAGGCAUCUGCAAAAACGAAGACAUCUGGAGACAGAAAGACAUCUGCAAAAACAAAGACAUCUGGAGACACAAAGACAUCUGCCAAAAAAAAGACAUCUUCAAAAACGAAGACAUCUGCAAAAACAAAGACACCUGCUGAACCUAAGACACCUGCAGACCCUAAGACAAAUGCAGACCCUAAGACACCCGCUGACCCUAAGACACCUGCAGACUCUAAGACACAUGUGAUUAAAGCACCAUUGAAUGUAACACCUGUGAAUCCUGCUAGAGGAAGUAAGAAAGCCAACACAAGUUCAUCUAAUGGGCAAUAUUCAACUCUAAGUGUGAAAGAUCUGCCAUCAUCCAGUAGAGGCCGCCUCAUUAAACCACCACUAGCCUACUGGGCAGGGCAGAGGUUGCGUAGUAUUGAUAGAUUGAAUGUGGUGGAGAUCCUACCGGGAACAUCUAACCUUAUUGGUGCCUCUUUAUCGCCGAUUUCUUUGAACUUAAGUGAAAAAAAAGGAAUAGAAGCUUACAAAAACAUUAAAAAUUCAAAGAAAACAACAAAGGAGUUGUCAAGUGUUUCGGAAACACCAUCAACAUCUACUAAUGUUAAAGUCUCAUCCCCGGCUUCUGAUAGCGACACCGUUACAAAACUUCAAUCUAAUAACCUACGGAGAUCAAAAAGGUUGAAAAACAAUGCGGAAGAGACUUCAGAAACCAGGGUGGAAGAUAUCAACGCAAUUUCAAAACCCCAGUCACGCAAACAAAGAAAAUCUAAACUGGCAUCAGAAACCGCUGGUCAGAGAGACACAUUUAAAACACCUAAUGCUAACAAACCAUUGAAAUCAUCUGGUGAAUUUGAAACACCAAAAGGCAGUAGGGCCAACAACUCUAUAAUCCCUGUAGAAACGAAUCAUAUUAAGAGGAGUAAAAUGUUUAAAUCAAAUGACUUACAUGUACACUUUAUGCCAACAUGCAGUAAUUCAACCGUUGCCAACUUGGUGAAAAGCAGUGGUAAAUCUGGUAAACCUUCCAGUUCUGACACCCCAAAGAGUAGGCCACGGCGAAAGUCUAGUCAUGGAAAAACCAAAAAGCUUGAUGAAAACAUGAACGACAAAAUCACAAACGAACAGGAAGCACACGAUGAACAAAGUGAUCUUGAUCAGCUACGGAACACAAAAGAGAAAAAGAAAUUCUCUCCACAAAAGCAAGCACUCCUGAAAAAUUCUCCAGCAAAAACUCAACACACAGGAGGAUAUUGUAAUAAGAAGCAAGCAAGUGUUAGUAACAGAUUAUCAAUUGCGGAGGAUUAUAAAGCUGUUUGGCAACCAAAGGAAAUCAAUAAACUUCAAAAAGCAAUGAAAUUAUUGCCUCCAACCGCUGCAGAUUUUUGGCACAAGAUUGCCAUGAUGGUUGGAACCAAGACAGCUACAGAGUGUCAGGAUAAAUACCAAGCAGUCACAGAACCCCAACCAGUCAAAAAACAAAGUGAUGUUAAGAAGGAGAAAGGGGCUCCUGUUAAGUUGACGGCUAAAUUUGGUACCAUGAAGAGAAAGAGGCAAAUACGGCAACUCGUAGAGCAGUUUGAUGAGGGUUAUGAGGAUGAUCUUUUUGAUAUGUUGGGGAAUCAGACUUCCAAAAAACCCAAGAUUCCAAAUGAUGUUGUCACUGAUGAGGAUGAUGAUUUGAAUGUAGACUGUACCAAGUUUCAAACACCUACUGUGCGUCCAUUGAGCAGAAUCCCGAUGUCCACACAGAAAACACCGCAUUUUGAGCUUAUCAGUCCUGGCCUGUUCCAUUCUAUGGACAGAGAACAGAUGGAUCCAUACAUACAUCGCAUGCAAACUAAAAGAGGGUGUGCUUCAAAAUCAUUUAAAGUGAACCAAGAACCCAAGAAACAGAAAUCAGAUAAUUUGUUGGACCAAGUUCUGAUUGAAAACAAAGAAAGCAUCUUUAACGUCACCGAUGGUGACUUGGACGAGGAGGAAGAAAAAGACUAUUAUUGGUCAGAGGAGGAUAUGCAAUGAUUUGCAUUAAACAUUAUCUUUAUCCUCAACACUAUGAACCUAAAUCAUCUGUAUUAAAAUCAGUGUCAUAAUGUAAUAAUUUUAUACCUUGUUCUAUGAAUGCGUCACCAACUGAUAAUGAUGAUUUUGAAUAGAAAGUAAUACAAAUUUUUUAAUAAUAAUAAAUAAUUUUAUAAAGUGCCUAAUGCAAAAAAAAAAAUAGCCUCAAAGUGCUGAAGAUGCCUGUUUUAUAUAUAUUGUUUUUGCCUAUAUUUAUUAUAUUGCCUAUUAUCUGUUGCCAGGGGAAAUGAAUUUUAUUAAUUUUUAUUGAGUCUGUUGCCGCAAGGAUAUCUGAUAAAUCUAAAUUUCUGUAUUUCUUCCUCACUAUUUAAUAUUAUGCAAAUAAUGAAUGUUUAUGAGUACAAUGGAAAAAAUAUUUUCAUGAGUUGAAUGGAACAGUCAGUCUUUCAACUCAUGAAAAUAUUCUUUCCAUUUCAUGAAUAAAAAACAUUCAUUAUUUGUUUUAUACCUAAAAUAGAUUCUUGUCAUUUGAUAUUUUAAUUUAAAAAUGUGCCUUUUUUCUGAAUGGACAUUUGUGUAAUUUGAUAUUUAUGAACAAGUCUGCCCUUUUUACAAAUGGAACAGUCCAGUGUCUUUUUAACAAAUCAAAAAAUUGUAGUUGUUUGAAGUCAUAUCUUAUCCUAGGCGACGUGAAAUGGGCAAAAACGGAAGGAAAGAAAAUGCAUGAAUGGAAAGAAAUUUCCAUGAUGAAUGAAUAUCCAAUGUCACAUGAUACGAACUCUACCAAUCAAAUGACAGGGAUCUAUUUAGGUGUGUUAUAAAAAGCAUUCAUCAGUCCAUUGAAAUUGCAUUCUUUGUAUGACCACCCGGAAGGACUUAAGUGCACCUUAUUAAUUUUUUUAAAAAUUGCAGUCAUUGCUUAUUGGCCAAUAACAUUUUUUUUUAUUCAAUUAAAUAGUACAUAAAUCACAUUACAUAGAAUUGAAAUAAACAUAACCAAACAACAACAAUAAUCAAUACACUAUAGACUGACUGGUACUUGGUGUGGUACAAGGUUCAUUGUAAUAAACUUAAUCUUUAUAUUUUGUGUGAACACAAAAAAACAAACUUCAGAAUAACUUAAAAAAUCAAAAACUUUUUCUCAGCCAGUAUGAAAUGACAAUAUGAACAUUUCAUUAUUUCUGUUAAAACAGACUUUCAUUUGUAUAAUAGUAAUCUUCAUAUUUUAAUUUGCAUACAGAUUAUGUUAAAUUUUUACUAACUGGUUAAAUGUAAGAUAAAAAUACUUAUCACAUGGCUUAUCAAGGUACAGUCUAAUCCAGUUUUAGAAAGUUUAUGGGAUUUGCAUUAUGCUUGCAAGAAUCUGUACUGUAAAAACAUUAGAAACAUGUUUUAGUAUUAAUAUGCUUUUUAGUGGUUGCAGGUUUAGUAAUGUUACUGUAUCUAUUGCAAAAAUACAUCACAAUGUAAAUGAAAAUGCUGAGUUAUUGCAAAUUUGUUUGCCUGUUUGGAAGUUUAGAAAAACAGAUUGUAUAGCCUAGUUUCUCUAAAUAUGUGAAUCAUAGGUUUAUUAUCUGUAUUAAUGUUAUAGUUAUCAUUUUGUUUGAUAUGUAGCACUGGAUUUUGUUUUUGAAAAAUACUUAUUGUUGUUUUUGUUGGCAUUCCCAUCUUACCACUGUUUUAAUGGAGCCCAAAGAAUCAUAAGAUUAGCACUUCUGAAGUACAGUACCUAGUAACUAAUUAAUCCUUGAAGAAAUUAGAAAAGACAUAUUUUUACAAUAAGCAGGCUUGUACAAAUAGUUAACAUUUGUUUGUUGAUAUUUUUAUGAAGUUUUACUAACAUUUAUUUUGAUAAAAGAAAUGGAACAAUUUAAAGCUAAAUAAGGCUCAGCCUACAGUAUCAAAUUUUCUUUGACAAAAAAAAAACUGUUGUAUAGUGAUGAUGUGCCUGUAUAUGUUUAUAAUGUGAUGUCAUGAUGACCAUAUUUAGGCAUGUCACAUGAUCUUGUCAAAUAAAAUUUGAUAGUUGGGACAGGUCUCAGCUUAUAUUGCCUUGCAACUUGACUCAACUCAACUGACCUGUGGCACAUUGCGAGCAACCGAGUCGUGCGAUUUGAGCGCUAGUUGCUCUCUGCGAUUCAAAGCACCUGACAAACGAUUAAAUUGUCAUGUGACAUUAGUAACCCAAUAACGCUAGUCUAUUAAUUAUCUAAAUCAAAAUUGUAUCAACAUUUUGUAGCAUUGCAUGGCAACAAGUUGUAGAUAAUUUGCAUUAUUUCUACUAGAUUGCAUUUGACACGAGCAGCGGUACUGGCAACUAAUUCUGGUAAGUUGAGUUAAGUUGCAGGGGCACAUAAGCUUAGUCCAAGACAUUUACAAAAUUUGAUGCCGUUUGUAUUAUAUUUAUAUUUUUAGUUAAAUAGGUUAUAGGUUUUGGUAAUGUUACCAGUUAAAAUAUUUGGACAAAAUAAAAUAUGGUAACUUGUUAAUUUCCGUUCUAUUAUUUACUUAAUGCUGUGAACAGGCGAUAAUAUAUAAUUAUGCAUAUAUAUCUUAUCUACAUGCUAUUUAUAUAUUUAUAUACACUAUGAUUAAAAAUAAAUAAAAAA